AUGCCUUUCAAGAAAUUCAGGCCAAAGUUCUCCAUUUACCAAGUUUGCGUAACUAUACUCGAAGCGAAACACUUGCCGCAAAAUGCGAAUCCAUUGGUUGUCGUUAAAGUCGGCAAUCGUAAAAGAAGAACGGUGGUACGCGAGAGGACCGAUAAUCCUAUUUAUAACGAGUACUUCGUAUUCGACUUCACGUGCAGCCUGAACACUCUACUAAGUACGGGAAUCACGAUAGCGGUGUACCUGCGGAACUUUCUUCGGCGAAAGUUUCAUGGAAGCAUUUCCUUUGAGGUCGCAACAGUGUGGGAACAGCCAGAUCGACAGUACUUUCAUAAAUGGGCCGUACUGACGGACCCAAAAAACCCGGCGGCGGGCCCGAAGGGCUAUGUAAAGUGCAAUAUCACGGUGAACGCGAAGGGCGAGAAAGUGAAGGUGCAUCCAGAAACGGAAGGUGAAGAAGACAUCGAAGGGAAUUUACUGCUGCCUAUUGGAAGCGAGAGACUGUCUUUCGGACAACGUGCGCGUUACAUUUUCGUCAUUUAUCGCGCUGACGGAUUGCCAGACAUGAGCAGCUUGUGCAGGAAAAGUGAUUUCGAGAACAUUAAUCCCUAUGUGCAAAUAUCGUUCGCCGGAAUGAAAGGAUCGACAAGCGAAGAGUGGCAAACCUACUCCCCGAGGUUCCGCGAGGGCAUCAUUUUCAAGGAAAUGUUUCCUGUCCUCUGCCACCGGGUACGAAUCACUAUAAAGCACCGUAUUGACAGUUGUCGGACGUGCGUCGUAGCAUUUCAUAUUCUGGACAUGGCAAAGAUCUCCGGAGAGUACGAAUUCUUGCCGACAUACGGACCUUCUUUUAUCCACUUUUAUGGAUCCGGCUCAGUGGAGAAGGACGGUUGUUCGGGCAGAUGCUUGACGGCAAUGCCUUUGUAUCGUGGGAGGGUACUUCUGUCGUUGAAAACUGAAAUGGAUGACCCAGAAGCGUCGCCGGGAAUCCGGGUUGAGACACUUACGGCAUUUUCUAUUGUCGAGAAAAGUCUAUGGUCGACUGACGAAUACCUUCUGGUCGGCGUGCUUUAUGAUGUGUGUAUGAUCGAUCGUUCCCGAUUUGGAUGGAAAUUGAUCAGCUUGGAACUGAGUCUGGGAAAUGCGGGCAAUCGGCAGUUCCCGCAUAGCCAAUGCGCUGACAGCAAUAACGGCGACCAAUCAGAAAACGAGCUGCUAAAAAAGCGCCCGAUCUUCGAGAGCCAAUCAGUUCCGCGAGCCACUGGUACCUUGGACGGCAGAUAUAAUUAUGUACCCUUGGGAUCUAGGAAGCCUUGCCUGUACGUAAAAUCUUGGUGGCCAAAUUUGGAAUGGCGAAUGUGCAAUAGCAAUAAUCUUCGAUACAUCGCCGAAUUUUUGGAGGUAAGCCUAGAGAAAUUGGAGGCCCUCGUGGUUACGCGGAAUCCGACAGCUUUCGAGGUUUACAACGAGACGAUCCGCGCGUUGAAAGCUCACUGUAAACGAUACCUAUACGUAUUGAAUGCCGGCAAGUAUGAAAAGAAAGGUGGAACUACGAAACUCGAUCGCUAUCGCGCGAGCUUGUGUCUUCAAAGCGUUGAGAAUAUCCUCGAGAAAAUCAAGAUCAACGGCGAGCUUCCCAACAACAAUUACAUGAGGAUCGCCAUGAUUCACGCGUAUCAAUAUUUGAAAAAAUUACGGAAACUGUCCGAAGACCCUCAGCACAGCCUGCCAGAUGUCUUCAUAUGGAUGAUCGCCGGUUCGAAACGAGUCGCUUACACGCGAUUGUCCGCGGCGGAGAUCGUGCAUUCCGAGGAAACCGCAGAGGCAGGAGUGAAAUGCGGCCGACGUGUCAGCUUCUUUCCCGGAAAUCCGGACGACGAGGACGAAACCGUCGAGUACAGUGCCUGUAAAAUUGAGGCCUUCCUGUGGCUCGGUAACGCAAAGUACGCUGCCGCGUGUUGGAGCGCGAUUCCGCCGGGAUACGAGAUCGAUGACAGUAUGAACGUCAAUGUCUUCCCGAAGUAUAUCGAGUACACUCAAUCCUGGACGUUCCAGCUGCGAGCUCAUAUAUUUCAAGGUCGCUUCGAUCCUGGGAUGGACGCUUCCGGCUUGAUAGAUUCUUUUGUGCGCGUCACCUUUCAGGGAUACACAGCUUCCACGCAAGUGAUAAGGCAAAGCUUAGAUCCGUUCUGGGAUCAAACAUUAAUUUUUCCCCCAAUUAUCAUCCAUGGUACUAAAGAAUACAUUAAAUCGUCACCACCCGAAAUUGUCCUGCAGGUUUUCGAUCAGGAUUUAUGCGGUACGAAGGAGUUCUGCGGCAAAUGUAUCGCUGUGCCAUUAGUGAAACUCGCCAUGGAAACUUACUCGCCACCCGAUUUCCCACCGAAAUUGCAAUGGUACAAAUUUCAAUCGCGAAAAGACUGCACCGGUGCGGUCCUCGCCGCUUUCGAGUUGAUAGAAACGGAGAACAAGGAGAUGUUAGACGUUCCAUUGAACAUUCCGGCGGAGGAUAAGAUUUACAGCAUCCCGCCGGAUAUCAGGCCGAAAAUGGCAAGCUACAGGCUCGAGGUAAUCUUUUGGGGUGUUCGCGACAUGAAGAAGAUAAAUUAUAUAUCGGUACGCAGACCGAGAAUCGUAGUGGAAUGCGCCGGCAUCCACAUCAAGUCGGAAGUGAUGAAGAACGCAAAGAGAUUCAGCAACUUUGAGGAACCGCACAUUAUGAUCGAAUUGGAAAUGGCGGAGCUCGAUAUUUAUUAUCCGAGCAUCACUAUAAAAGCUUACGAUUCCCGUGGAUUUGGCUGCUUCAAAUAUGUAGGGAUCUGUAUUAUACCCAACAUCCGUAUGUUCCUGGAGCAAUUAAUAACUGUGGAGGAUUAUGAUGCGCAAAUAUACGAGUCGACAUUUAUGCAAAAAUACCGGCUAGCGGAACGACAGACGGCGAUUAUAUUACCCUUACCAAUCGAUUAUAGUCCUUCGAAAGAAGACAGCAAGGAUCUUAUUCCAUAUAAAAAAAUGGCUGGAACGGACGUCCACUCCAAGCUGAAGAAGCUGUUUGUAAUUAUAAAGGGGAUAUUAAAAUUCAAAUUCCUUAAGAGAAAAAAAAUGGAAAUUUAUGGAGACAACGAUGAUGAGACUCUUGAUUGGUGGAGUAAAUAUUUUGCUUCCCUUCAGGAAGAGAGAGAUAGAGAAUUGGGAAUGACGACAACGUUUCGUCGUACAUUCGUGGCAACAUUCAAGAUCUAUUCCUCGGAGCUAGAGAUGCAGCCGCAAUUCGAGGGGUUUCAGGACCGGCUAAGCACUUUUGAGUUGUGGCGCGGGACAAAAGGCGAGAAUCAUUAUCAUACUGAAGAGAAUUACGUUGGCAAAUUUAAGGGACAUAUUUCCAUAUACCGAUGGCCGCAUCCUGACAAACUUCCAUGCAAAACGAUAAACGGAAGAGACGUGGCUAAUGGCGUGUGCAACGAUUAUCCGCCUCAAGAGUCUGUUAAGCUGCUCGUUAGACUCUACGUCGUAAAGGGCAUCAACUUACAGCCUAAGGAUCCCCUCAGCGGCAAAUCCGACCCGUAUCUCUGCGUGAAGCUAGGAAAAAAUUUCAUCAGCGACAGGAAGAAUUAUAUACCCAAUCAAUUGAACCCUACGUUUGGCCGCGUUUUUGAGAUCGAAGCAACCUUUCCACAGGACUAUAUGUUAGUGAUCCAAGUGUGGGACUUUGACGUCACGACGGCCGAUGAUCUAAUUGGCGAAACGCGAAUCGAUAUUGAGAAUCGAUUCUACAGCCGGCACCGGGCCCAUUGCGGAAUCGCGAGCGUUUAUAGCACCAGCGGUUACAAUACCUGGAGGGAUAGCGAGAGGCCGACGCAGAUUCUGGAACUUCUUUGCAGAAAGAACAACUUACCGUCACCGGAAUACAGUGAACGUGAGGUUAAAAUCGGCAAGACAACAUUUCCCUUUCAUGCCAUAAUCGAACGCGAAGAUGAGAUUGACAAAAAAGAAUGCAUGGCUCUGAACGUGCUUCACUCUUGGCAAGAUUUUCCUAUUUGCGGAUCCGCCCUAGUAGUAGAACAUGUCGAGAGACGGCCGCUUUUCAAUGUUAAAAGGCCCGGUCUCGAGCAGGGCAAACUCGAAAUGUGGAUCGAUAUGUUUCGUAUCGGACAAUUGCCGCCGAAACCGGCAGUCAGCAUUGCUCUUCCGACACCGGAGGAAUAUGAAAUUCGCGUGAUAGUUUGGAAUACCGAGGACGUGCCGUUGGUCGAGAGCCAAUUUCUCACCGGAGAGAAGUGUUCCGACAUUUACGUCAAAGGAUGGAUUCUGUACGAGGAUUAUCAGAAAACCGACGUUCAUUACAACUCCCUAACCGGUGAAGGUAACUUUAAUUGGAGAUUCGUGUUUCGUGUCACGUAUUCGAAGGGCGAGCAUGUCAUGAUAGUUCGCAGAAGAAUGUCGGUCUUCGCUAAAAACGAGAUCGAGGAUAAAUUGCCAUGUAAGCUUCAUUUGCAAGUCUGGGACAGCGAUCAUUUUUCUCCGGACGAUUUUCUAGGAGAGGUGACGCUUGACUUGUCGAGAAUGCCGCGGGGCAGCUCAAACUCCAAAAACUGUACAAUGAAAUUACUUGAACCGCAAUUGCCAACCGUGAAUUUAUUUAAAGUUACGCGAACUAAAGCUUGGUGGCCAUUUGUUCGCAGUAUCGACAGCGGAAAAUAUAUUCAAGCGGGUAAAGUGGAGUUGGAAAUAUCUGUUAUGCGAGCAAUGGAUGCGGACGAUCAACCGGCAGGCAAAGGAAGAGAUCCGCCUCAAGAACUUCCGUUUCCAAGGCGACCUGACACUUCUUUCUCUUGGUUUCGCAAUCCAUGGAAAGCGUUCCGCUUUGUCGUUUGUCGCUAUUAUAAAUGGCGAAUAAUAUGCUGCUUUAUAUGCACGCUAUUCGUACUUCUAGUAGCAUGUGGAAUUUAUGCUUUUCCCGGAUAUUUUGUUAAACGUCUCUUAGGCGCUUAA
This is a messenger RNA of Cataglyphis hispanica, 4989 nucleotides long. Its product is annotated as otoferlin-like. Lineage: Eukaryota; Metazoa; Arthropoda; Insecta; Hymenoptera; Formicidae. The transcript is spliced from 27 exons. The record is from RefSeq and is a predicted model, not a curated record. Gene Ontology annotation, cellular component: membrane. Gene Ontology annotation, biological process: plasma membrane organization. Bases 1 to 4989 code for a protein of 1662 amino acids.